UUAUUAUUAUUAUUAUUUAUUAUUAUUAUUUUACAAUUACAUUUAAUAAUGUCGGAUCAAGGUUCAACUUAUGCUGUGCUUCAAAGUAUACCAGUUAUGGUUUCUCCAUUAUAUAAAUUACCAAAGAGGAUAUUGAUUGCUUCAGAGUUACAAAUAGUGUCUGAUGAUAUAAAGAAAGUGUCAAAUUAUCCUUUUGCAAUUGAGCGAGAAGUUAUUGCACAAGUAGAAGCAGCACGAAAAAAGGCUUUAGAGUCAGAAGAAGCCUUUAAUUUACAAAAGAAACAGUAUGAAGAAGAAAAAAUGAAUAAACAAAAAGCAGCAGCGAGAAAGAUUGCACCGGGAUUUUUAGAUACAGAUACACGUAUUUUACAACCAAAACAAACCUAUGUUCAUGAAUAUCCUUUAUUAAAUAAAAGCGAAGAUAAUAGUGAAGAUAGUGAUGCUGUUUCACCCAAUGUAAAUAAUAACGAAGCAGGAAAAGUGGUGCCUAUGGAAAUUGGCCAUGAAAAGCAUUUUGAUUAUCUUAAAUUUGAACAAGGAUUAGCACCAGCAGAUCCAUGGGAUACUCCAGAAAAUGAUAUGGUUGCAUUGAGAUCUUUACUUGGAAGUCCUAAAUCAUCUAGUUAUAGCCCAACAUCUACAACUUCAACUCCUCCGCCAUAUCCAUAUCAGCCAUCAUAUCCGCAGUUACAGCAUAGUAAGUCUUACCAGAAGAAUGAAGGAGUUUAUUGGAAUUUCCAGCCAAACGCUACUACUACUACUACUAGUACUAGUACUAGUACUAAUUAUCCAUUAUCACAACAACAUUUACAAAGACAACACAUGAUUAAUUCAGUACCUGCUUUGCCUCCAAAAUUAUUUAAUAAUACUACAAAUUCACUUAUGCCAACUCCUUCUGUUUCUUCACCUAUUAUUUCGACAAAUCACUCUAUUCACCAAACAUCUGCUACUAAUAAUUCAACUGCCGUUUCACCUCCUCCAUUACCACCAUUACCUUUGUCUCAACCAGCCAUACCACGGGAAGAUUUAAUUACUGAGUUGUGUAAUAUGGGCUUCUCAAGAACUCAAGCUAUCGAUGCCUUAGAAAAGAAUAAUUAUGAUAUGAUGAAAGCAACAAAUUUUCUAUUGGAUCAAGCUUAAAUACCAUUAUUAUUAGAUGUAUAUAUACAAGUUAUAUACAUUUUUAUUAUCUCUACGAAGAAAAAAGGAUAUUAACAUUAUAUAAAUAUAUGCAUAAAUGAAAUUCUAUUAUAAUAAU
Messenger RNA from Cokeromyces recurvatus, 1258 nucleotides. RefSeq lists its product as uncharacterized. Gene Ontology annotation, molecular function: protein binding. The record is from RefSeq and is a predicted model, not a curated record. Lineage: Eukaryota; Fungi; Mucoromycota; Mucoromycetes; Mucorales; Mucoraceae. The transcript has 6 exons. The coding region runs from base 49 to 1140 and encodes 363 amino acids.